Messenger RNA from Aspergillus pseudotamarii, 1621 nucleotides. Its product is annotated as nicotinamide/nicotinic acid mononucleotide adenylyltransferase. The record is from RefSeq and is a predicted model, not a curated record. Bases 134 to 997 code for a protein of 287 amino acids. The transcript has 3 exons. NCBI's taxonomy places the organism in Eukaryota, Fungi, Ascomycota, Eurotiomycetes, Eurotiales, Aspergillaceae. Gene Ontology annotation, biological process: NAD+ biosynthetic process. Gene Ontology annotation, molecular function: nicotinamide-nucleotide adenylyltransferase activity; nicotinate-nucleotide adenylyltransferase activity.
CCCUUCUUCUUCUUUUCCAUCUCUUCCGAAUCUUUGGUACUCCUUAUCCACCUCUUCCCAUAUUGUGCUACAUACGAACACCCAUUAGAGCCCCAGGUUUAUCGUUUUGAGAUCUCUAACUUGAUCCGCAACCAUGACUGACAUCACUGGUGGGCAUGGGGAGGAUGUCCAUCAGCCCCCCGCCCAUAUUCCCCCGGCACCCAUGGAGGACUACCAGUUUCCCGAACUCCGCCUGAAACGCAAGAUGGAUGAUCCGGAGAAGACUCCCUUGCUACUAGUUGCUUGUGGUUCUUUCUCGCCUAUCACUUACUUGCAUUUGCGUAUGUUCGAAAUGGCAGCAGAUUACGUCAAAUUCAGCACGAACUUCGAACUCAUCGGCGGCUAUCUUUCUCCGGUGUCGGAUGCCUAUCGCAAGGCUGGUUUGGCCGCUGCAGAUCACCGAGUUGCUAUGUGCCAACUUGCAGUGGACCAAACCUCCGACUGGUUAAUGGUUGAUACAUGGGAGCCAAUGCAGAAGGCAUACCAACCAACUGCUGUCGUGCUCGAUCAUUUUGACCACGAGAUCAACACUGUCCGAGAGGGAAUUGAAGCCGCAGAUGGCACACGGAAGCACGUGCGCAUCGCUCUUCUGGCCGGAGCUGAUCUGAUCCAUACCAUGUCGACCCCGGGAGUAUGGAGUGAAAAGGAUUUGGAUCACAUUCUGGGUAAAUACGGUUCUUUCAUUGUUGAACGCAGCGGAACAGACAUCGAUGAAGCGCUUGCAGCCCUGCAGCCCUGGAAGGACAAUAUCCAUGUGAUUCAACAGCUGAUUCAGAACGACGUCAGUAGCACCAAAAUUCGUCUUUUCCUUAGACGUGAGAUGAGCGUCCGCUACCUAAUCCCGGUGCCGGUCAUCCGCUAUAUCGAACAGCACCGCCUAUAUGAGGAUGACAGCACGACAGCCAAUUCCACAUCCGACAAAGGCAAGGGGAAACAGGAGCCUAGCAAGUCGGGUUGAUACCCUCAAACCCUGCAAUCUUGUUAGUCCGUUAGCCACGCAUAUGAGUACAAUUCAGCCCCAUUCUGCUAUCAUGCGGGGACAGAGCACAGCUACUGCGAGCUUAGCGUGCUAUGAGCAAAUCCGGGGUUACAAUGGCAGCCACGAGCGACCCGUACCCGUGCCGUCACAUUGCCCAGAGGUGCUACUGUCCACCUCUCUUAUCCCUUGCACCGCAGUCCUUGGAUACUUGAGGGCGCUCUUAGCCAGACAUUCUCUAGUCGCGGGGCCAAGUUGGACAUGCCUGCGGUGUCUGGUCUCCUUGCCUAGUGAAUCACUUCCCCCACUUCCUAUAGCUGCGGUUUUGGACCGAAAAGCUCCCGUUAAUUUUGGCUGUAUCCAGAUUUUGUUCUCGGGAAAGUGACACGAAUAAUGUGCUGAGCAUACCAUAGAGUUUAUGUCUUCAUUGGUUGUUCUUUACCUUUACUUUGUUUCUUUUUUAUUUUUAUUUUUUUUUGUUUUUUCUUUAUACCCCUGACACGACUCCUGUACUGAUAAAUCCUUGAUAGAUCAUGGUAGAUCUAGUUCUUGACAAUAAAUGGACACCAUUACAUUUAUACAGUUUAUAAAUAUAUACUUGUAAAU